CGCGGCCGCGCGCUCGCCCCGCCCUGGGGGGCGCCGCCAUGGUUCCGCCCGGCGCGGCGGCGGCCUGCGGGCGGAAGGAGUCGGGGGCGAGCGGCGGCGAGCGGCGGCGGCGCCCUCCCCGCGGCCCCUUCCUCACAGGGCGAGGCGGGCGGCGGCACCAUGGCGGCCCCGCCGAGGAGCUACAACCCCUUCGCCGAGGACGAGGAGGAGGCCGCGGCGGCGGACGGCGCCGAGCGGCAGCGCUACCUGCAGCGGGAGGUGCUGCGGCGCUCGGCCGCCACGGCCGACAGCACCAGCCGCUCCCUCGCGCUGCUGUACGAGUCGGAGCGCGUCGGCGUGGCCGCCUCCGAGGAGCUUGUACGUCAAGGAGAGGCACUGAAGCGCACAGAACAAAUGGUAGAUAAAAUGGACCAGGACUUGAAGACUAGUCAAAGACACAUAAAUAGCAUUAAGAGUGUUUUUGGGGGCCUGGUAAACUACUUCAAACCCAAACCUCCAGAGAGCAAGCCAGAGCAGAAUGGAACCCCUGAGUAUAAUGCUAACAGUAGAUUAAAAGAAGCAAUGAUGUCUAGUAAAGAGCAAGAGUCAAAAUACCAGGAAAGUCAUCCAAAUUUAAGGAGGCUAGAUAAUUCAGUGUUAGCAGACAAUGAUUUCAGCAGAGUAGAUUCAGUUUCUUCAGUGCAACGUGAUGCUUAUCCAAAGAAUCAACAUCUGCGAGCUUAUCACCAGAAAAUUGAUAACAACUUAGAUGAGAUGUCUUCUGGAUUGAGUCGUCUGAAAAACCUAGCUCUUGGUCUGCAGACAGAAAUAGAGGAGCAGGAUGAUGUGCUUGAUCGGCUAACUAAAAAAGUAGAGACACUGGAUGUCAACAUUGCAAGCACUGAUAAAAGAGUCCGACAACUUUAAAGGGUUCAUAGAAAUUUUUACUUCAGCAUCAGUUCUUCUUGGCUGUCCUAUCUCAUCAGAUCUCUCAAAAAAAUCUUGGGCAACAUCUAUUUUUUUUUCAUGGUAUGUCAUUGAUUUUGUUGUCAUUAAAAUUGCAUAAUCUUAUAUGCAGCAUAAUAUCUUUAUCUUAAGUUUUUUCUAAUGCACAUGGGAAAAGUGUGUGUUGAGUAAAAUCUUCAAGCACUUGAUAAGUGCUUUUGUGUUGGAUACCGUGUUCAAUAACGUUACUGUGUGUCAUGUGCAUGGAGGAAUUUGCAGUCCACAAUGCUUCAGUGUCCUUGGCCAGAGAGCUGUGAUGAGAAAAGUAACUACAUUUUGCCUCUGUUUUGGGGAGGGGGUGGAGGGGAACAGAAUGUGCUUCUGGUUCGGAACAAAUGUUGCUAAUUCUGUUUACCUACAGCUAUUCUAAAUUCUGAAAAAAUGCUGAUUUCCAGCUGUAAAAAUAAUUCCAAGUGACUGCCCUCUGGCAUUUCUGGGAAUUAAGGAACAAACUGUUUUAUGGAAGUUGUAAAAUAUCAAGGGUGUCAGGCAGUAAUGAUAAUAUUCUGUACUUGUUCCCUUUCCUAGGAUGACUUUUCCCAAAUGGUGGAUCCAUAAACUAUGGUGUUUAUGACUGAGUCACAGAAUUUUCUCCUUUACAGUAUUUUCCGUAAAGAUUGGUGCAAGAAAUGUUGAUGACAAUGACCCAAAAAGCUUAGGUAGCAAAAUCAGGACUCAAGCAUACGUGUUCUAAAAGUUCCUUUCAUAUGCAUUGGCACUUUCUGCUUUUUCAUUUUCUGCCCUUUCUCAACCUACUCAGUUAGGUGGUUAUUUGAAGAAUAGCUUCCAUUUUAAAAAUGGAAAGUUGGACUGAUUCUGUAUGAACGUUGUAGGUGAUAGUUCCUUAAUUUAAUAUUUAUUUCAAACAAAGGUGAUGAGGGAGUGAGCGGAUGCUAUAGUCUUUUAUUUAAUGUCAGUGUUUUUAGCAAACUCAACUAUGAUUCACGUAUUUCGACAUUGACUUUAGCAGGUACAAAAAGUUCCUGCAGCUAAUGAAAAGUUCGAAAAUGUUUGAGUCUUCCAGAUACAAAUUGGGCCUUCCAAUUUGUUUAUUCUUUUGUGCGUACCACUGUAUCACAGAAGGGACCUGUGUCAGUAUUGGAACAUUCACUGUCACAAAUGACAAUGAGUGGCUAAGAAGUGAUAGUCACUUUGAGCUGGUGCCACAUGUUUGUAGAUGACAGGAAGAUCUUGGGGUUUAGGAUUAUCAAGAUUGUAUCCUUCAGGAACAUGGCAUUCAGGUUCUUUUGUCCUUUCCUUUUUUAAUGGAUUUGUUAGUUUGAGGUAACUUGCUACAAAGUGUACUAGACUGUAAAACCAGACCUAAGAAAUCCUGAGCCUUUCUUGUUUUACCAGGUUUCAUGAAAGUUCGCUUGUAGAAAAAUAAAUCACUAAAAAUAGCUACACUUGGGCAUCGUGUUAUGGAAAAAUAAUUAUUCCUGGGAUUACUAGCAAAGUAGAGUUAUGAAAUAGGUUUGAGGUGAGCCUAUGUUUUGCCUUACCUUACUCAUUGAUUCAGUCCCUAAAAAAAAAAUUCUGUGACUUGCAGUGACAUAAAAACUUGUGAACUAUUGAGUAUCUUUCAUAGCUUUUCAAUUUUCACUGUCAUGUAUAUUCACUUAGAAGCUUGAAAAAGCAUAUUAAUAUCAAUAUAUCAUCUACUUUUGUGGGUGUAUACCAUGAUUAAUUCUCACUUACUCUGCCAGGAUACUCACGAAUGAUUCGAUUUGAAACCUCAAGAAGGCUGAUGCAUUUCUUUAGUGAAUAGAAUGGAUCAUUAGUUUUCAAAACUAUACGUACCUUAGUGAAGUAAGGUUAAAAUUUUGAUUGUACCUGUUUUGAUUUCUUAUUUGACUCUCCUCUUUUUAAUUAAAAAGGUGAAAAGAAUUGUUUUUUUUGGUUUUUUUUACCCUAGUGCUGAUUAACAGACGCAUUUGUGUCUUAAGAAGAGGACUUGUAAAUUCUGUCCACAACAGAGAAUAUUAAAAAAAAUUCCCCAGUAAUUAAUGACACUCCUUUUAGUUUGAAACCUACUUUCAUCUUAAUGUAACUACUUUACAGCUUGACUCUUUCCAAAGACUUUGGUGGCUGGGAUGUAGGUUGAUGUUUUCUCCAGUAACUUAUGAUUAACAGAUGAGAAAUGUAGCUGGAAGAUCUAGUUCUGUUAUAUAUAAUAAAAAGAAAUGUGCAGCUUGAAUCCAAGCAAAAAUUACAGUUGAUUUAAGAGUGAAAUAUGUCUCCUUUCUGAUGUAAGCUCUUCCGUUUUUUUUCAGUCUAAAUUAUUUCACAAAGCUAACUUUGUUUUUUGGUCUUUCAGUUUGGUUAUAUCAGCCUUACUAGAAGUUUCCUGUAUCCUGGUCAGAUAUCUUUGAUGCUUUUAAAAAGCAGACAGGGAAGGGGAAUUAAAAAAAUCUUUUUCUGCUUUGAGUGCCUCGUGAUCCAAGCAGGCUAGAAAACCAGGAAUUCAGCCAUGUGGAAGUUAUAUAAAGCUCUGGCUUCUCAUCUCUUCCAACAAUCCCAUUCACUGUUUCAGUGAGUAACAUAUGCCUUUAUUUUCUCACUACUUGAGCUUUCCUGCUCUAUUUAUUACUUCUGUUUAAUGGCCUUGUUUUAAAAGAUUACUUCCCACAUCAACUUUCUUUUGUGGCAAUAAAGAUUUUGCAUUGGCAUAAAUGAUUAUCUGCUGCAAACAGAAUUCCUUUUCCAUUCUCAGCUUUCAUAAAAAUGCUUUAUACUUUCUGCUGCUAAAGCACUUAAGUCUAACUGACAUGAAGACACAAUACUGUUUUGUAAUAGUGAUGAAAUUUUUUUUGCUGGCUAAAAUAACUUUACAUCUUGCAGAAAGGGGAAUAUAAAAGAAAAAAAAAUAAAAAAUUAUUUCUGCCUUUCCAGGAAAUCUCAUCUUGCACAUGUUACUGAGGACUUAUUUCUGUAACUUUCCUUUUAGUUCCUGAGAUAAAUUACAAUUUUUAUUUCUUGUUGGAUACCAUUGAGAAAUUUAUCUUGUGUUAGGGACAGGACUUUCAGAAGGAACUGAAUUUUCACUGAAGUGCUAAAUUGAUAAGUUAAACCAACUGUUCUGCCUAAAUAGUCAUGUUGGCAUAGGAAUCAAUGUCCUUGCAGCAAAAUAGCUCUGAUUAAUGUUAUUCUUAUCGGCUUGAGUAGAAGUUUAAUAUUAAAGUUAAGAAUAAGAUAGCAAAAAAAUUCUAUUGUUGUCUUUGUAGAAUGAGGUUUUCUUUAAAGGUGUGCUAAUAAAUUUGGAAGAGGUAUAAAAUACAGGGAAGGAACAUACCCUUCCCGAUAUAGAUAAUAAGAUAUACUCUAAAAAAAUAAAGAGCAGGGAGAGAAGGGGGGAGCAGUAACUGGCUACUAGUUUCCUAGGUGUAGUUGAUUAUAAAUUUAUUGAGCAUUGAAUUAAAUAUGGUAACAAAUGAUGAUGUGCAGCUGAAUUUUAGUCUGUAUUACAAAGACUUAUUGCUGCGCUGAACUAUGUUGGCCUACUGAAAUCACUGGGACACUGCAUAGUGUAAUACGAGGGCGUACCACGGGUGCCAUCCGAAAUUUCUAGGAGAAACUAUUGCCUUUACUCAGGUUAUAUACAAAAUGCUGUCUUUGUGAAUCUGGCCUUUCCCUGAAAAAAGGUUUUUUAGCUUUUUUUUAAUGUGUGAAAUUUAUCUGAAAUAUUUUGCUGCCUAGUAGUUUUUGUGAAGUGAUUGUAACUUGUUAAAUGGUGAAAUUGAAAAUACUUUCCAACCACGCUGCCUUCAGAACAGACGGGCUUUUGUAGGCACUUCUACAAGAAUAGUGUCAUAUGAAGGAGGUGUAUUAUGUUUGACUUUGAAACUUGUGGAGCUUAAUCAUCAAAAUCGCAGGUAGUAAUUAUUUGUGUAAAUGGCUUUUUUUAAUAGUUAAUUAAUUAUAUGCCACCCAGAUAUAACACUUUUUAUACAAGUCAGAUCUCUCUCUCUUAUUUAAAUGCUAAAUUGGACUGUAGUUCAGCAAUUCAGGAUAUUGAAUGAAAUGAGUGCUGAAUGGUAAGAUGGUCAAUAAAGAUGCUUUUUGGUCAUGGA
This is a messenger RNA of Dromaius novaehollandiae (emu), 5054 nucleotides long. RefSeq names its product synaptosome associated protein 29 (gene SNAP29). Gene Ontology annotation, molecular function: syntaxin binding; SNAP receptor activity. The record is from RefSeq and is a predicted model, not a curated record. The transcript is spliced from 5 exons. The coding region runs from base 160 to 906 and encodes 248 amino acids. Gene Ontology annotation, cellular component: plasma membrane; SNARE complex. Lineage: Eukaryota; Metazoa; Chordata; Aves; Casuariiformes; Dromaiidae. Gene Ontology annotation, biological process: synaptic vesicle fusion to presynaptic active zone membrane; exocytosis; synaptic vesicle priming.